This is a messenger RNA of Zychaea mexicana, 1275 nucleotides long. Its product is annotated as geranylgeranyl pyrophosphate synthase. Gene Ontology annotation, biological process: isoprenoid biosynthetic process. The record is from RefSeq and is a predicted model, not a curated record. Gene Ontology annotation, molecular function: prenyltransferase activity. The transcript has 6 exons. The coding region runs from base 152 to 1060 and encodes 302 amino acids. Lineage: Eukaryota; Fungi; Mucoromycota; Mucoromycetes; Mucorales; Lichtheimiaceae.
UGCUGCGACGGAUUAUAUACUCCUUCUUCUGGACUCAUUCACUCAUUUCGGAAACGCAUAUGCCGAGUGUGUGUGAGAGACGAUUUAGCCAAGAAACUCAGAUAAAGGCAAAUCCAGCAGCGUUCUCUCACUUGACAACUUUCUGAUCCUCAUGACUUCAAGCCCGAUUCCCGGCAGCAACACAAAACCCUCCUACGAUGACGCUAUUCUACUAGAACCAUACCAGUACUUAUGCGAUCACCCUGGAAAGGACAUUCGUGCAAAGUUGAUCGCGGCAUUCGACGCUUGGCUCCAAGUACCAUCCGAUAAACUCAAAGUAAUUACCAAUGUCGUACAGAUGCUUCACACGGCGAGUUUAAUGAUCGAUGAUGUACAAGAUGACUCUGACCUCAGACGAGCGGUUCCCGUUGCACACCAUAUCUUUGGGGUACCCCAAACCAUCAAUUCGGCCAACUACGUGUAUUUUAUGGCUCUACAAGAGAUUUUAAAACUAAACCAACCGUACAUGGUGACGAUAUAUACGGAAGAGCUGCUAAAUUUACACCGGGGUCAAGGAACAGAGCUGUUUUGGAGGGAUUCUCUCACGUGCCCAACCGAGGAGCAAUACGUUGAUAUGGUGAACAACAAAACGAGCGGAUUACUCAGAUUAGCUGUCCGAUUGAUGCAAGAAGCCAGCAGCAGCACUGUGGAUUAUACCUACCUCGUCAACAUCAUAGGAAUACACUUUCAGGUUCGCGACGAUUACAUGAAUCUCCAGUCAGACACUUAUUCCAAAAACAAGGGGUUUUGUGAGGAUCUUACAGAGGGCAAAUUCUCAUUUCCCAUCAUCCACGCCAUUCGUGCUGAUCCUUCGAAUCGGCAGUUGCUCAAUAUCGUCAGCCAAAAGCCUUCUGCCGUUGAAGUGAAACAGUAUGCUUUGGAAAUAAUUCAACGAACAGGAACAUUUGAGUACGUCGAAUAUUUUCUCAAAAAGAAAGAGCAAGAAGCGCGCAAAGAGAUUGUAUCCUUGGGAGGAAAUGUUUUGUUAGAAAAGGUUAUGGAUUCGCUGUCAAUACCGUAGCUGUACAUAGUAGUAGAUCUCACCUCGUCAACCUCUUGCAUCGCUUUUCUGUUCUUUGUUCCUCUGAUUGCAUCUAUAAAAUGCUAUGCAUGUAUAUCCGUGCCAUGCACUCUCCCCUCUUUUCCCAAGCAAUGUAUAUUAUACUGUCAUUAAGCUCCAUAUAACAGCACUACUUAUAGCUUGAGCAAAUUUCAUAAGUCUUAAUCAAUGAGAUA